AUGAAACAAAGUGAACAAGUCUUACUUGCAUCCUAAUAGCCUGGAUUGAUAGAUACGUCAACCAAAAGAUUGAUAUCCAAAUCUUCUGCUUAGUUUUAAUAGCCUUCUUUUUAAUAACCUGUUGUUACUCGUCGAAUACACAGAAAAUUAGUUCCUAUGGAUGGUGGUAUUAAGCAAACAUUAAUAUUUAGAGGCUGAGGAAACUGUUGUGUAGCCUAUUCAACCUCCUCCUUAACCAAUUGUUCAUCCUGUAUAGUAAAUGAUUUGGCCAGUUGCUGUUUAAUUUAAUGAAGAUGAUGCAUUAGCAAAAAUUAGAGAAGAAAAAAUGUUGGGACUUCUUGAGAGACAGUCUGAAAUGCUUACAAAUCUAUUACAGAAGUAUAAAAGAUUAGAAGAAGAAUAAACAAACAAGAUAUAAAGGAGAAUAAAAGAACUGGAAAGAGAAAAUGAAGAAAUUUGGUAAAGGCGAAGGUAGAAUUAUUUGAUUUACAAUGUUUCUCAAUCAGUAGAUUAAAAACUUAAGGAGUUUAAUGAAUUUUAGAUGCGUCCUUUUCUCGACUAAGGUUAACCUGUGCUUCUAAAGCCAAUUCAUUAAGAUGAUCGAUUAUUUUUUGACAAGAAAAGGAAGAAGCCAAAGCAAAAAAAAGUAGUUGAAGUUGAUGAUGGACUAGUCCAAGAUCCAGAUACAGGAGAAUUGUGGGAUCCAAAAACUGGAGAAGUUGUACAACAACCACCCCCUUUUUAAUGACC
Molecule: messenger RNA, 750 nt
Organism: Paramecium octaurelia
Lineage: Eukaryota; Ciliophora; Oligohymenophorea; Peniculida; Parameciidae
Source: the annotation of a GenBank genome assembly